AUGGAAGAUGCCUUGUUCAAAAUCAGGUGUCACUUGAAUUCUAAGCUGCCCAAUCAGAGGCAACCAGCGUUGCUCCUCGUUGCUCUCGAGGAAACUAUCAAAGAACAAUCCCCAGAGCAAUCUCAAAGCCCACUGCCAAUCAGCUACCACAGCUUAAUCUUGAGUACUCUCGAUGAAGCAAUCAGCUCAAAUAAUACUGAGAUCAUCUCCUCUGCAAUAUACUUGGAAGCCACCGUUAUCAAAUUCAUCGACAAGAAGAUAUUGCACAACCAAUAUCAAAUCUUUGAAUCCCUAUUGCAGCUACUGAGCAAGUUCACUAGCAACACUCCCACUCUCAAGUCCUUACUUGUUGUCUACGAGGAGUUCUUUAAAUCCUUAGACACCCAACAACUCCAAUUAUCCUCCUUCAAAUCUGCUUAUAAUGACAUAUUGAAGCUAUCCAUCGACAACAGACCAAAAGUUAGAAAACUGGCUCAAUUUUCAAUCUCAAACAUCCUCACAGACACCCCCAAUCAUCCACACACUUACCUUCCUAUAACCACCUCUUGGGUUAUCAAGUCUUUCAACGAUUUGGUUAAAAGAUCCACACACGCCCCUUCUGAAUCUGGUAUUCACUUGUGUGCCUUUGUGCACUCACUCGAUUCCAUCUGGCCAAUUCAAUCCCUCCCUAAAUUGGCUAAUUCCCUCUUAAACACUCCACACCUCGGCAAUUCAUACCUCACUUCAUCCUCCUACCACCUUCUCAGUCAAUUACUCGCCAACAAAUCCUCUCACACCACCUUCGAUCAAGAGAAGCUCAAAACUCUCGUCGAUUCCAUCACUUCUUCUCUCCCUAAACCUGAUGACACCCUUUUGCUCUCUCCUUGGCUCGGUAUACUUGACGCUGCAAUCUCUGCAUACGCUAGACUUGACCCAAAUGCUGCCGCUCUUGUUAUUUUGAACGUUUGGCCGAAAAUUUUCAAUUCUCACGGUCUAGCCAGUACCAGCACCGAUGUGCGUAAAUCUGCCGAAAUUGCAUGCUGUGGUAUCAUCAGAUGGGGUGUGAGUUUGGAUAUGAUAAAGAACACUAUAGACAACAACGGUGGUGUCAACCUAUCUCCGAUCCUCGACUCUAUUCUCGCAAGCUUAAAGGGUAUCUCACACCGUCACUCCAUUCCAAACGUCCUCAAUGUUCUCAACGCGCUCAUCAGCAAACUUAGAGUGCGUUUCUCAUAUCCAGGCCCAACAGCAGCACAGUCUCUCAUCGCACCACAUCUCACAACUAUCGCCGAUCUCCGCCAGAUGCCAAACUUCGAAUACAGGGAGAAGACGGACGAUGUAUUUGGUAUGGCAUUGGAAGUGUGUGGACCAGCCUAUGUGCUUGAACUCCUCCCUCUCAAUCUCAGCCCAUCUCUCCAAGCCAAGGGCAAAGAAGGCCGUGCGUAUCUGCUGCCAAUUAUGCGCUCACGCAUAACCAACACCUCUCUCAACUACUUUGUCAAAGAAUUGGUCCCACUCUCAUCGCAGAUGUUCGAGUUCGCCUCGCAGUCCAAAAACCAGGGCAAGGAACUCGAAGCAAAGAUAUACAGCACUUUGAUGGAGCAGAUCUGGAACACCUUCCCCUCAUUCUGCAAUCUGCCAGUAGAUAUGACUGUUGGUUUGAAUGAUGAGUUCGCAAGCAUGCUCAGCAAUGUACUCUACUCGCAGCCUCAGUUGAGGUCAUUCGUGUUGAAAGGACUGCGCAACCUCAUCGAAAAGAAUGUAUCUUUGCAAAAGUCACAGGGACCAACAGAGGAGCUCAAGAAAGCGUUCAAUGGAAUGGGUCAAGAGGAGGCAACAGUCAACAUCAAUUACCUCAAGACCAUCGCACCAAAUCUUCUCUCAGUGCUAUUUGACCUUUUCGGCACAGUCAGCAGGGAAAGCAGAGGUAUGGUUGGUGAAGUUAUAGCCGACUACCUAACCAUAGCCUCUGAAAAGGACAUUAGCGGCACGUAUAAGAAGAUGUCCAAGUCACUCCUUGAGACGCUCCCACAGCACAACGUCAAGAUGGCGAAAGCAGCGAAAUCUAACAAGACAUUCAACGCAGCAUCUGACAAUCUAGUAGCACCACACACGACGAUGGAUCUGCUAAUCCUACUCUCACCCCAUCUCAGUGCAAAAUUGGGUGCAAAUGCCUGGGAACUCGCUACGUCUGAGCAGGUGCUAAUGAGCGAAGACCAGGCUGUUCAGAAAAAGGCUUACAGGAUGCUCAACAGACUGUGCGAGAACCACAGCGGACUCUUCACACAUGACGGCAGCAGAAUCGAGAAAGCCAUCAACACACUCACUAACACUGACAAUAUCAGCGGUGGUGUGAAGAGAGAUCGCUUAGAGGUAUUCACGCUGCUUGUGCGGUUCAUACCGUCAGAUAAACUCCACUAUAUCGUUUCUGUCGUCCCCGAAGCGGUGCUUGGAGUGAAGGAGACUAACGAGAGAGCGCGAUCUGCUGCAUUCGAGCUGUUAUUAGAAUUAGGGAGUAAAAUGGCACGCGGUGGCAAGAUAGAGAGGGGUGUGAUGGGUGAACAUGAGCAUGAAGCUGAUGGGAUGGAAGCAGAAGCAGCAACAUCAACUGAGACAGUGGAUGCCGAUAUCAAUGAAUAUUUCACCAUCCUCUCAGCAGGUCUAGCUGGUUCUACGCCGCAUUUCAUCUCUGCCACGCUCACGUCUCUUGCGCGCGUUCUCUUCGAAUUCAAAGAGUCAAUCGACACAGCUCUAGUGGAUAAUCUGCUUGGCACGCUGCACAUCUUCGUCGGUAGCACCAACAAAGAAAUCGUCAAGUCAGGUAUCGGGCUGGUCAAGGUGGCUAUAACGUCGCUCUCCUCGGAAUUAGUUUUCGCGCAUCUCGCCACUCUCAUACCCGCGCUGCUUGGAUGGAAGAGCGAGAACAAGAAUCACUUCAAGGCGAAUAUCCGCCAUAUAUUCGAGCGUCUAGUGAAGAAGUUCGGAGUCGAUGUUGUCGAUGCGCAUACACCGGCUGCGGACAAGAAACUCAUAAGCAAUAUCCGCAAGCGCACACAGAGAGCGAAGAAGGGGAAGAGUGACAAGGAUAGAGAGGACGAAGGCGACAUGCUCGACCAGGAUGAAGAUGCAGGCAAGAAAGCUAAAGGCACGGACGCGUUCGAAGACGCUCUCUACGGAUCUGAGUCUGAGUUCGAGGAGAGCGACGACGAAGAUGGCAAGGAGAAGGGCGCUAAAGGUACUGGCAAAGACAAAGGCGGUAGAAAGGGUGCGAAGAAGAAUACCAACAACGCUUCUGAUACUUACAUACGUGAGGAUGAUGGCGAACUUGUCGAUCUGCUCGAUAAGAGCGCUAUUAAUAACCUCACCUCAUUCGAUCCAUCCAAGCAAUCAAAGAGGAAACAACCAGGCCAGGAAGCGCAGAAAUAUGAGCUCGACGAUAUGGGCAAGUUGGUCAUCAAGGAUGAUGACAACAAGGAAGCAGAAGAACAACCUGACAAGGUCGCCGGUUCUGCCUACAUCCACAACUUGGAAUCAGAAGAUGGUAUCACGAUGGGCAAGGAUGGUAGAGUGAGAUUCAACAAGAAGAAACGCGACAGGAGCGUCGAAGGUGAUGACGAUGACGAUGCUCAAACUGAUGUCAAGAUGAAUGACGAUAGUGAUGCUUCCAAGAAGAAGAAAAAGAACAAACAGGGCACUGUGGGUGUUGGAAAAGAAUUCAAAUCAAAGCGUGCAGGCGGCGAUGUUACUGCUAAAGGCGGCCAGCAACCUUAUGCUUACGUACCUCUCAACCAGACCAAAAAGCUCAGCAGAGGUGGCCAGGGUCCUCGUCUUGAUGUCACUGGUAAGAAGAAGGGUAGAUCUGGAAAAAAGUAG
Wallemia ichthyophaga EXF-994 is the source of this 3852-nucleotide messenger RNA. RefSeq names its product Ribosomal RNA-processing protein 12. The record is from RefSeq and is a predicted model, not a curated record. The transcript is spliced from 4 exons. Lineage: Eukaryota; Fungi; Basidiomycota; Wallemiomycetes; Wallemiales; Wallemiaceae. Bases 1 to 3852 code for a protein of 1283 amino acids.